Molecule: messenger RNA, 1502 nt
Organism: Gilbertella persicaria
Lineage: Eukaryota; Fungi; Mucoromycota; Mucoromycetes; Mucorales; Choanephoraceae
Exons: 8
Coding region: 35-1414 (459 amino acids)
Biological process (GO): monoatomic cation transport
Cellular component (GO): plasma membrane
Molecular function (GO): monoatomic cation transmembrane transporter activity
Source: RefSeq, a predicted model, not a curated record
AUUCUUUUUUUUUUUCUUGCUUUGAUAUCCAAACAUGCCCCCAAACUAUAAACAUGUACAGGCAGACGCGAUAGAACUUUUAGCACCGGGAGAUCAUCUUGAAGGACAGAAAAGGAGACCUGGACAUACUCGAUCGGGAUCAACUUCAUCGUUUAUACACUUUCGAGGACCUCAACAAAUAGUCGAAGAAGACCACAACACAAACAAAAGCGGCAAUAAACUAGCUUCUCAAGCACUACCAUCACUUGUCAUUUGUGUCAUUGGUUUAAUAUUCGCAGGAUGGAUGAUGGAUAUUUAUCAACAUUGGCAAGUCUUUACGCAAGUGUCAGAGCUAUUUAUUCUUGUACCCGUCUUGUUGAACUUAAAAGGAAAUCUCGAAAUGAAUUUGGCAGCACGAUUUUCAACUUCGGCCAAUAUGGGUGAUCUCGACCACCCUGCCACACGAAACUCUUUAGUAUGGGGCAAUUUAGCACUGAUCCAAGUACAAGCAUUGAUUUCAGGGUCAAUUGCAGGUAUCUUUUCAGUAAUUCUCGGCGCAUUCUUGCAUCCCGAUGAGACGAUCGCCGUGGGUGAAAGCAUUCUGGUGAUUGCGAGCUCAAUGGUAUCUGCAUCAGUCUCCAGCUUUGUCCUUGGAUUGUUUAUGUGUGUUUUAAUUAUUGUCAGUCGCAUCUUGAAGAUUGAUCCAGAUAACAUUGCUUGCCCUAUGGCUUCGUCAUUAGGUGAUGUGGUAACACUCGGAAUCUUGGCUGGAUGCGCCAAUCUCUUGCUGAUAAAUAUGGAGUCUAAUCUGAGUACCUUUUUACUGUUGAGCAUGUUUGUCUCCAUUCCAUUUUUUGGGUUUAGUGUCUGGAAGAAUACGCAUGUUAGAGACUUAUUAUUUUCUGGUUGGUCACCUAUUAUCAUUGCCAUGUUGAUUUCGAGUGGCGCUGGCCUUGUGCUUGAACGAUAUGUUGAAAAGUUUAAAGGACUGGCCAUGUUGACACCUAUUCUAUGUGGCCUUGCUGGUAAUUUGGGUUCCAUUUAUGCUUCUCGUAUCAGCACAUGUCUUCACCGAGGAGUUCAGGAACAAUUCAAGAUAGUAGAAUAUACCUUGUUGUUAAUGAAUGUACCAGUUCAGAUCCUGUUCUUGAUGAUUGCUUGGGUAUUGGAUAUUGGCCAUUUAGAUUUUACAUUUGCAUUUGCCAUUACAUACUUUAUUGUCUCUAUGAUUUGUACAUAUUCUGCCCUUAAAAUGGGAAAAUCCAUGACUUUGACAUUUUGGAAGUAUAAAUAUGACCCAGACAAUUAUGUUCUACCUUACUUAACUGCUAUUAUUGAUGUUAUCUGUACAAGUCUGUUGGUAAUUUCCUUUUCCUGGUUAACAGCGAACGGAUUUGCCUCGCUAGAAGCUAAAGAAGAGGACAUUUUAAACUAGAUGUACUAUAGAUACUUACAUAUUUAAUUCUUAAUAUACUCUUAGAACUUUCGAGAUUGAAAUGACAGUUUAGACUGUACCUGUGUGA